AUGCCAGACCCCUCAAUCUCAUUCUCAAUUCAAAAGCACAGAAAACGGCGCUUCCACACAAAAUCCCGCCAAGGAUGCGGGAACUGCAAACUGCGCCGCGUGAAAUGCGAUGAAACACGUCCUCAAUGCCAAAAAUGCCACUCCUUUGGCGUCUGGUGCAAUUAUGCCAUGACCAAUCAGUCUACCUCGCUGGCUCUUGAGCUCGAAGCGCCGGCGCCUGUGAGCUCGGAUGGCGUGCGAGAUCUGCGGCUGGAUCGUCAUGAUGUGCGCCGGUUGGCAGGGUUUCAGCAGCGACAGACGGUUUUGACGAUUGUUAAUGUUUUUCAGGAGGACGUGUUGCGUCUUGCUCUUGUAAAUCCCUACCUAAUGCACACAGUGUUAGCCAUGUCCGCCAUGCACGACCGAUACCUCCACACCCCAAGUCCAGGAGUCCCCAGCACUUUCGAAGUCUACCACUCCGCACAAUGCGCCUCGCUGCUCAAUCAAAAACUCUCACAGCCCAUCAGCCCCCAGGACCGCGAUCCGCUCUGGAUGGCAGUCACAUUUCUAGGAAUUAUCACCUUCUCCUCGCUGGAUACGAGCCACCCCUCGCACGCAUGGCCGUUGCGCGCUGCUGAUCCCUCCGAUCUGGAGUGGAUGCGCAUGGCUGAGACGAAGAUGGCGGUUAUGAGCCUUGCAGAACCCAGACGGGUGGACAGUUUGUUUCGGGCUAUGGCAGGGGAGUAUUCAACGAUGUUUGAUCCUGUUUCUUCUUCCGCUGGUGCGACGCCGUCUUCCUUGGCGAGAGUGUGUUUGUUGAAGGAGACUUCGUCGAAGGAGAAUAAUCCCUACUUCACUGCGGUGCGCACACUUGCUCCGCUUCUUGGAAGGAGGGGGAAAGUUACACGGAGUAUGGUGUUGGCGUUUUCGAGUCAGAUGGAGCCCGUGUUUAAGAUGUUGCUUAGACAGAAGGAUCCGGUUGCGCUGCUGUUGUUGGCGAUGUGGUAUGACAAGGCUGCUCAGAUCAUCUGGUGGGUUCGGCAUCGCGCGAACGUGGAGUGUCGUGCGAUCUGUUUGUAUCUGCAGCGGGAGCAUGGGAAAGAUCGGGAGAUUCUAGAUAUGCUGCCUAUACUAUCAUAA
Messenger RNA from Penicillium riverlandense, 1119 nucleotides. RefSeq names its product Zn(II)2Cys6 transcription factor domain-containing protein. Bases 1 to 1119 code for a protein of 372 amino acids. The record is from RefSeq and is a predicted model, not a curated record. Gene Ontology annotation, biological process: regulation of transcription by RNA polymerase II. Gene Ontology annotation, molecular function: DNA-binding transcription activator activity, RNA polymerase II-specific; zinc ion binding. The transcript has 3 exons. NCBI's taxonomy places the organism in Eukaryota, Fungi, Ascomycota, Eurotiomycetes, Eurotiales, Aspergillaceae.